Molecule: messenger RNA, 2847 nt
Organism: Cutaneotrichosporon cavernicola
Lineage: Eukaryota; Fungi; Basidiomycota; Tremellomycetes; Trichosporonales; Trichosporonaceae
Gene: SEC24
Exons: 3
Coding region: 1-2847 (948 amino acids)
Biological process (GO): endoplasmic reticulum to Golgi vesicle-mediated transport; intracellular protein transport; COPII-coated vesicle cargo loading
Cellular component (GO): endoplasmic reticulum exit site; COPII vesicle coat
Molecular function (GO): zinc ion binding; SNARE binding
Source: RefSeq, a predicted model, not a curated record
AUGAACGUCCAAGAAGUCUACCUUCCCCAGGGUUGGGAAGCCCGAUGGGACACGGGCUCCAACCAGUAUGUGUACUACAACACCGAGACUGGCCAGUCGCAGUGGGACGUCCCCACACGGCCAGUGUACGGUAGCGGCGGCGGAGGUCCUACAACGGCCUCGCCUCCUCCCGCAGGAGGGCAUCAACCCUCCAAGCGCCGCCAGUACCCCACUGCCCAGAUGCAGCAGGUGUACGGGUCGGGCGCGGCCCAGCAGCCGGCAUAUGACGGCGGCGCGGCGUACGGGCAACAGCAGGCGCAGGCGGCGUAUCCAGGCCAGGCGCAGAUGCCGCAGCCCCAGUUCAUAACGCCUGGCAUGGAAGGCCAGCAGCAGCAGCAGCAGCAGCAGCCUCCCGCGUACGGGCAGCAGCCCGGUUACGGCGGUGCGUACGACCAGAAGCAGCCCGUCGACCAGAUGGCGAACCAGUUCCAGAACCUCCAGGUUGGGCAGCAGCCAGCGUACGGCGCGCAGCAAGGAGGAUUCGUAGAGCCGAAGCAACAGCACCCCGUCCACACCGUCAAUCUGAUUGGUAUGCAGCCGGACGUGCGCGGCCUUGAUGCGGCGCCUCCACUGGCACUGCUGCCUUCGAAUGCCGCAGUCGUCCAGUCGCCUCACAUCAUCCCGGAUCCCUCCUAUCAGCGCUGCACGCUUGCUGCCAUGCCAGCGACCCAGUCGCUCCUCAACAAGUCCAAGCUCCCGCUUGCGCUUGUCAUGGCGCCGUAUAGAUCUUUCCGCGAGUCGGACGGCGACGACCCCGUGCAGGUUGUCACCGACUCGGUCAUUGCCCGUUGCCGCCGUUGCCGUGUGUACAUCAACCCGUUCGUCACCUUCACCGAGGGCGGCAACCGGUGGAAGUGCUGCAUGUGCGGUCUGAGCAAUGAGGUCCCGCAGCUCUUCGACUGGGAUUCUGUCGAGAACAAGCCCGCCGACCGCUGGGCCCGCAAGGAGCUCAACCACUCGGUCGUCGAGUUUGUUGCGCCCACCGAGUACAUGGUCCGCCCGCCCCAGCCGCCCGUGUACUGCUUCGUCAUUGACGUCAGCCAGCCGGCGAUCCAGUCGGGCAUGGUCGCGACGGCAGCGCGCGCAAUCCUCGAGUCGCUGGACAACAUUCCCAACCAGGAUCAGCGCACCAAGAUUGCGUUCAUCGCUGUCUCCACCACUCUCCAUUUCUUCUCCCUUCCAACGGGCGCGGACGCCGAGGCGUCCAUGCUUGUUGUCUCGGACCUCUCGGACGUCUUCCUGCCCAAGCCUGUCGACCUGCUCGUCAACCUUUCCGAGUCGCGGCCCGCCAUCGAGAACCUCCUUGGCAAACUUAGCGACAUGUUCCAGGAAUCGCAUGUCGUCGGCAACGCCCUCGGCUCUGCUCUGCAGGCCGCUCACGAGCUCAUCGGCAAGAUUGGCGGCAAGAUCGUGUGUCUGUCCGCCAGCCUACCAACGCUUGGCACCGGUGCUCUCAAGCCUCGCGACGACCCCAAGCUGCUCGGAACGAGCAAGGAGGGUUCGUUGCUGCAGGCCGCCAACAGCUUCUACAAGACGUUUGCGAUCGAGUGCUCCAAGUCUCAGGUCUCUGUUGACAUGUUCCUCUUCUCAUCGGCCUACACCGACGUCGCAACGCUCUCGUGCCUGCCCCGCUACACUGCUGGCGAGACAUACCUCUACCCCGGCUUCAAUGCGUCGCGCAGUGAGGACGCGAUCAAGUUCGCGACCGAGUUCGGCAAGGUGCUCGCGAGCCCCAUCGGUCUGGAGGCAGUCAUCCGUGUACGAGCGUCCCGCGGUAUCCGCAUGUCCGCGUUCCACGGCAACUUCUUCAUCCGCUCAACCGACCUGCUCGCGCUCCCCGUUCUGCCCCAGGACCAGAACUACGUGAUCGAGUUACAGCUCGAGGAGGACCUCAAGCAGCCGUUUGUUGUGCUGCAGACUGCAAUCCUCCACACGACAUGCUACGGCGAGCGUCGCAUCCGCGUCAUCACGCAGGCGCUUCCCACGACCGACACAAUCGCGCAGUUGUACGCCUCAGCGGACCAGAUCGCGAUCACGUCGUUCCUUGCCAACAAGGCGGUGGAAAAGAUCCAAUCCAACUCGACGCUCGACGACGCGCGCAACCUUGUCACGAACCGCCUCGGUGAAAUGCUCUCGGUGUACAAGAACCAGGUCGCGGGAUCUGCGGGUGCAUCGGCGCAGCUGGCUGUCCCUGCCAACCUGGCGUUGCUGCCAUUACUCUGCUGCGGUCUUGUCAAGCACGUCGGCCUGCGCGAGGGUGCGACGAUCCCGCCAGACCUGCGUGCUUACGCGCACGACCUGCUCACAACGCUGCCAACCCAGUCACUUGUACCGUACAUCCACGCGCGCUUCUACAGCCUUCACAACAUGCCGGCGGAGGCGGGUACGAUAAGCGAGGAGGGCGUUGUCAUGCCGCCUGCGCUCAACCUCACAUCGGAGCGGCUCGAGCGGCACGGUCUGUUCCUCAUUGAGGACGGGCAGAACAUGUUCCUGUGGGUCGGGCAGGAGGCCGUGCCCCGCCUCAUCCAGGAUGUGUUUGACCUGCCGUCAUACGCCGAGCUGCAGGGCGGCAAGGCCACCCUCCCGACGCUCGAUAACACGUUCAAUCAGCGCGUCAACGCGAUUGUUGCCAAGACCCGCGAGCUCCGUCGCGGCGUCUACCGCCCGACGCUGUAUAUUGUCAAGUCGGACGCCGAGCCUGCGCUACGCUCGUGGGCGCUCAGCCUGCUCAUCGAGGACCGCAUGGACCACAUGAGCAGCUACGCCCAGUACCUCACGCGCGUCAAGAGCAAGAUCAACGGGUCGUAA